AUGACAACCUCAGCCCUGCGCCGGCAGGUGAAGAAUAUUGUGCACAACUAUUCAGAAGCGGAGAUCAAGGUUCGCGAGGCCACCUCGAACGAUCCAUGGGGCCCGUCCUCGUCUCUCAUGUCAGAGAUCGCAGACUUAACCUUCAACGUGGUGGCGUUUGCCGAGGUCAUGGGCAUGGUCUGGAAACGCCUCAACGACAGCGGCAAGAACUGGAGACAUGUCUACAAGGCCCUGACUCUGCUGGACUACCUGCUGAAGACAGGAUCAGAGAGAGUGGCCCAACAGUGCCGUGAGAACGCAUUCACUAUUCAGACGCUGCGUGACUUCCAGUACGUGGACCGCGAUGGCAGAGACCAGGGGGCCAAUGUGAGGGAAAAAGCUCGCCAGCUGGUGUGUCUCCUCCGAGACGAGGAACGGCUCCGCCAGGAGAGGAGUCAGGCCCUGAAGACCAAGGAGCGAAUGGCUGGGGGAGGCAGCGGAGGGGGCGGGGGUGGGGGUGGGGGUGUCUAUGGUGGCAUACCCCCGUCUUAUCACCCGGGCAGACGAACGAGCCAGCCCAGCAUGGCUGUGCUGUACGGGGAGGAGUUCAGCCGCUCCAGAGGCUCUCCCUCCUCCUUUAACUCCUCGUCCUCGUCUCCUCGCGCCGCCUCAGACCUGGAGCAGGCUCGACCUCAGACCAGUGGGGAGGAGGAGCUGCAGCUCCAAUUGGCCUUAGCCAUGAGCAGGGAGGAGAGUCAGAAGGAGCAGCGCUGUCGCCAAGGAGACGAGUCUCUGUUGCAGAAGGCCCUGGAUGAGAGCCGGAGAGAGAGCCAGUCAGGGACACGAGAGUCAGCCAUGUUGGACCUGGUGGACAUAUUUGGCUCGUCAUCUGAGCCCCCGCCUCCUCCUAAUGACCCCUGGAACUCAGCUCAGCCCACCUGUGACGUCACCUCUGACCCCUGGGACUCUGUAGCAGUUCACUCCAGCACUCCUGUGAUUGGAAGCCCUUGGACAGCCCCGCCCUCUUCCUCCAACACAUCCAAUCCUUGGGCACCAUGUGCCAACUCACGCACAGACCCCUGGGAAGCAGUGCCUGCUUCCUCCAGUCCUGUCAAUCAUGCAUGGGACAGCCCAACAGACGGAGGUGAUGAUGGGACAGAUCUGUUUACUGCACAGGAAGAGGAGAAGCCCACACAGGAAGUUCCUCAGGUGUCCUCUCCUCAACCUGCCAGUCCCACAGAUGCGGAGCUCUUUGGGGUGAAGUCAGACUCAGACCCAUUUUCUGGAGCGGAUUCUAAACCAGAUCUGUUUGGGGCUGACCCUCCUGUGAAACCCCAGGUAAAUGGACGAGAGUCUGCCAGCCCAGAGAUGUUUGACCUGUCACGGCUAGCACCUCCGCUCAGCGCCCCGCCUACACGUGUGUGUCGGACCCCAGAGGCCUUCCUGGGACCUACCGGGGCCUCGCUCGUCAAUCUAGACGCUCUGAUACCCUCCAACCCGCCUAGCAAGAUGCACAAUAACCCCUUCCUCUCAGGUCUGAGUGCUCCGUCUCCCACCAACCCCUUCCACUGCGACCAGCCUCGCCUCACCCUCAAUCAAAUGCGACCAUCCUCCACCUCCCCGCUGCCCCCUCACAUGCUCUCCUACAGCCCAUCCCUGCCUCUCCCUCUUCCCCACCAGCCGCCCAUCCUCCCCUCCUCUCUCACACAACCCCCUGCCGGACUCCUGGACCUUCCUUCCAACCUCCCCCAACCUCUGCUCCCUCUUUCUCCACGACCAGCAGCCCGCACUCAGUCACAGACACAGACACACAGCCACAACCCUUUCCUCUGA
Toxotes jaculatrix (banded archerfish) is the source of this 1812-nucleotide messenger RNA. It is a transcript of the gene epn3b, whose product is annotated as epsin 3b. The record is from RefSeq and is a predicted model, not a curated record. Lineage: Eukaryota; Metazoa; Chordata; Actinopteri; Toxotidae. Gene Ontology annotation, cellular component: clathrin vesicle coat; endosome; plasma membrane. Gene Ontology annotation, molecular function: clathrin binding; phospholipid binding. Bases 1 to 1812 code for a protein of 603 amino acids. Gene Ontology annotation, biological process: endocytosis. The transcript is spliced from 11 exons.